Molecule: messenger RNA, 1116 nt
Organism: Camellia sinensis
Lineage: Eukaryota; Viridiplantae; Streptophyta; Magnoliopsida; Ericales; Theaceae
Source: RefSeq, a predicted model, not a curated record
AAAAAUUGACUGUACAUAUCAGUUGACGGAGCUAAAAGAUAGGAGUUUUGAACUUUGAACGAAGCCCCCAAAUUCAAUAAAAGUACUCAUCAGUGAAAAGCUUCAAAAUGGAAGACACAGUACCAAAAGUAGCGUAGAAUCUGAAAUGGGUCAUUGAUCUUGUUGAGGCUAUUGAGGAAUUAGGGCAUAUGGGGGCUCCAGUUUUGUAGUUUCAAUUUGCAUAGCUUAUUUUUCGGGUUCAACCCGUAAUCAAGUUAUCUCUUCUUUGUUGGGGAGAAAUGGAUAUGGGUGGGAAGGAUAAUUUUGAGCAAGUCAAAGGGAAUGAAGAUCAUCUUAUGAGCUACCAUUCAGCCAAUGCGGCCUCGGACUGGCGAUUUGGUGUGUCCAAUCUCUCAAUUCCCACUAGCAAUCCCAUGGAAGUUUAUAAAGGAGGUAUAAUGGAGUCUCCUUCCUGUUCCUCUGCCCCUAUUAUGGACGCAUUCCGCCCAACAGUUUGGGACCACCCCACAAAUGCCCAAAACUUGGGUUUCUGUGACAUUAAUUUGCAGAAUAGUGCUAGCACUUCAAACACGCUGGGACUUAGGAAAGGUCCUCUGGGUCCUUUGAGUAUUGAGAAAACAAUUGAUAUGGGUUGGACACCACCAAAUUCAAUUGUGAAAGGGGGUAUUUGUUUACCAUCUGCUCCUGGAAUGCUUCCUCAGAGCUUAUCUCAGUUUCCUGCAAAUUCUGGUUUCAUUGAGCGGGCAGCGAGGUUCUCGUGCUUCAGUGGGGGGAAUUUUAGUGAGAUGAUGAACCCUUCUGGUAUUUCUGAAUCUAUGAACCCUUAUACUAGUGGUGCAGCAACAAUGCAGCGACGACAACAAGAGAUGUUUGUAGGAAAUGGGUUGAAAUCUGUAUCUGGUGGGCAAUCCCAGAAAAAUGAGGUGAACAUGAUCGCUGAAGCUUCCAAAGCUGUUUCCUUUUCUGUUGAGCAAGGUGCUAUUGAAGGGAGCCCACUCAAGAAUGAGAGAAAGAGCGAGAACUUUGUGCGAUCUCAAGAUGAAGCUAAACAAGAUGUUGGUGUGUCUGGUAAGGAGUCUGAUGAUCAAGCCGAAGUUAGUGGUGGUGGUGGUGGUG